CGCUUGUCCGAGCAUGACGUAUCAGGCUUGUUAUAAAUGCAUGCCGGUGUCACUAGUGAACGGCAUAUCUUUAACGAGCUUCGUCACAGCAGGAACAUGGCUUGCAUCCCCGUCGUCCUUUUUAUCUUCUCUGUGGUGGUGACUUUGGAGUCGUCAUUUGCCGAGACCACAUGUCAAAGUUUGGGAGGCACCUGCAAAGGUCCACUCUGGUCAAACGUCCAAUGUGAGGGCCAGUCCAGGUUUCCAAUGGCCGGAUGUGGUGGGACCAAUGUAUGCUGCCUUCCGAAGCAAACCGUCCCACAAGCGCCUGUGCAGUCGACAUGUCAAGAUAAGGGAGGCACGUGCAAGGGCCCUAUUUGGUCCGGCGUCCAAUGUGAUGGUCCGCUGGAGUAUGGCAUCCCCGGAUGUACUACCAACGAGUGGUGUUGCGAGCCGGGGCCAAAACCGACCACUCCAGAACCAAACACGACCAUCACAAAGGAGAAAACGUGUGCCUCCGUCUGUGGGUCGUGCCAGAGCAUCCAGAUGGGUUGCCAGGGAUACGGUGUGCCGGACACAGCAGACUGUAACCUGCCUUCCCAGCGAUGCUGUGUUCGAGCCUGGAUUGGGCCAUGUCCUGGGAAAUAGAGGGACAACAUCAGAAUUGUAACAGACGCCGAAGAGGACUGUGUACCUUUCGAUAAUACAUAAUAAGAAUCUUU
This is a messenger RNA of Haliotis rufescens (red abalone), 701 nucleotides long. RefSeq lists its product as uncharacterized. The record is from RefSeq and is a predicted model, not a curated record. The transcript is spliced from 5 exons. Bases 37 to 627 code for a protein of 196 amino acids. Lineage: Eukaryota; Metazoa; Mollusca; Gastropoda; Lepetellida; Haliotidae.